GGGACAUGUAGCUCAUGGAUGCCUAUCUACACCACAAACAUGUACAUGUUUUAUACCAAUCCUGUCCUGGAAGUUCUAGCUUCCUGCCCAGCCACUCGAGUUAUUAACCUUUUUGUUUCCCAUGGACUCCUGUGGGGAAAUUAUGUGAUGGAGCGGCCCAUGUUCAAUUCUUGCACACAGGCCCUUUCAAAGCUUGAUAGUGCUGAGUGAGGGAUGUCAGAAGAAACAAAGUCCUCUCACAGCAGAGUAUGCUCUGGUGGUAAAGAAGCUUAGCCCAAGAGAGUACCUUGAGACAGUAUGCUGUAUUAGUGAUGACUCUGCAGGAGAUGGUUCAGACUGCAGCCAGUCUAUAUCCUGAGAGAAGAGCAGUGUGCUUUGAUGAAAGCAACAAUAAGGCUGCUGUCAUCUAUACAUACAGGACAGUUAUUAAUUUGGCCACAAAACUUACAGAUUUCCUGAGGGAACAUUGCUGUCUCACUGAAAACCUUGAAAUAGGUCUCUACUGCUAUCCAGGGAUAGAUCUGCCGUCUUGGAUUCUAGGAAUUCUCCAAGUGCCAGCUGCAUAUUCUCCUAUUGAUGCAGAUGCCGUGCCAAUCCUGUCUGCUUCUUUUAUAAAGAAGUGUAACUUCCAAUAUGCCCUUGUAGAAAAAGACAAAGUUGAUAAAUUCACAGUUACACUUGGACACUUGUUCUGCCAGGAUUCCCUUGAAAUAGAUAAAGUUGGUUUGAUUCUUUUCCAAAGAAACUGCAGUAAUGUUGAUGUAAAUCUGCUGAGAGAUAGCGUAAAUGAUAAAAAUGGAAAUUCUUCAUUGACAAGUAACAGGGAGGCACCUAUCUUGGACCAACAUGAGACUAAGUCAUCGAAAGAGCUGUUGGAUGUCAGACAGAAACACUGCUUGGCAUAUGUUUUGCAUACAUCCGGAACAACAGGAACCCCCAAAAUUGUCAGAGUGCCUCAUAAAUGCAUAGUGCCAAAUAUUCUUCAUCUUCGCGAUCUAUUUGAGAUUACUCCAGAUGAUAUGGUGUUCAUGGCCUCUCCCUUGACAUUUGAUCCAUCUGUAGUUGAACUGUUCAUUGCUCUAGCAAGUGGGGCUUCUCUGCUUAUAGUGCCUAACCCAAUUAAGAUGAUGCCACAGGAAUUGUCUGAGGCUCUCUUUCAGCGCCAUAGUGUGUCUGUAUUACAGGCCACACCAACACUUCUGAGAAGAUUUGGAGCUGAGCGCAUUAAAUCUACUGUUCUAUCUAGCAAUACUUCAUUGAGAAUCUUAGCUCUUGGUGGAGAAGGAUUCCCUGGACUGAAUUUGUUGAGAAGCUGCAAAGGAAAGGGAAACAAAACACAGAUAUUUAAUAUCUAUGGUAUUACAGAAGUCUCCUGUUGGGCCACAUGCUACAAGGUUCCUGAAGACGUUUUUAGUUCUGAUCAUCGUCUUGAUUCCCUUGUACCACUGGGAACCCCACUGUCUGAAACAACAGUUGAAGUCAAAGACGCCAGUGGUUCUACCAUUCUGGAAGGUGAAGGUCAAGUAUUUAUAGGAGGGCAAGAACGUGUUUGUUUCCUUGAUGAUGAAGUCACUCUGCCUGUAGGCACAAUGAGAGCAACUGGAGACUUUGUAAGAGUCAAGGGUGCUGAAAUGUUUUUCUUGGGGCGAAAAGACAAUCAAAUUAAGCGACAUGGCAAGCGUCUCAAUAUUGAAUAUGUACAGCAGAUAACAGAAGGCUACUGUCAAGUAGAAACAUGCGCUGUUAUCUGGUAUCAACAGGAAAAAUUAAUUCUGUUUGUUGUGCCCAGAGGCAUUUUAGUAAGAAAAGACCUUUUUAAGAAACUCCAGGAAAGUCUCCCUAGCCAUGCAGUCCCAGAUGAGCUUUUACUGAUUGACAUUUUGCCCUUCACAUCUCAUGGGAAAAUCGAUGUGUCUGAGCUGAACAAGAUUUACAGCAGCCAUCUGAGCUCCAGAAGGUGUGACAGGAAGCUAAGCAAGAAAGAGCUGUGGGAGAGACUGCAGUGCUUAUGGAAGUCUCUCCUGAAUCUUCCGGAUGAUUCCAGUAGCAUUUCAAAAGAUUCAUUGUUUUUGUACAGUGGUGGAAAUUCUCUAACAUCAUUACAGUUCUAUGGUGAUAUUGAAAAUAUGGUAGGUAGGACUAUCCCUGGCCUUCUGGAAAUUAUUUUCAGUGGCUCCAUUGGUGAAGUCUACAACCAUGUUCUAAAAACAGCUUUUCCAAGUGAGGACCAAAAUUUAGCCUGCAACUACUCUGCAAAAAGAAAAUGGAAUGAAUGCAGUGGAGAGGAACCCAGUAGAAAGUGUAUGGAACCAGAAUCUGGAACUUCCUCACAAGCUGAGGCAGACAUCAUUGGAUUUAUUGCAAUAAGCAGAGGAAACGGUUGGUUCUCUACAGAUGAACUCCUGAUAAACCAGAGCAAUACUGGCCAGGGAGGAAUAAAGCAAAGACAGCUGGUAGCUUUUUCACCUCUUGCAUCUUCUAAUGAGAUGAAAAGUGAGGAUGAAGGGAGUAAAAUUUUGAAGAGUAAACAUGGUGAAUCAGUUGCCAAAAAUGUAAACAUAACAGAACGUGUUUCUGUUAAAAAAAUUCCCACACAAGAGAACCUUGGAGCAACUGAAAAAUUGACAUUACACAUAAGAUGGAAGUCAAACCUGGGCAAGUGUGUAGAUGCGUCUCCACUAGUUGUGAUACCAGCCACUGACGAAUUACCUGCUUCAGUAUAUGUUGGAUCUCACUCUCACAUGAUUCAAGCAAUUGACCUCUAUUCAGGGAAAGUCAGGUGGGAAAGAAACCUUUCAGAUCGUAUUGAAUCCUCUGCUUGUGUAUCAAAGUGUGGACAUUUCAUCAUUGUUGGAUGUUAUAAUGGGUUGGUAUAUAUACUCAGAAGCAGUAACGGGGAAAUACACUGGACAUUUACCACUGAGGAUGCAGUGAAAAGUUCUGCAGCUCUGGAUCCUUCUACAGGGCUAGUCUUCAUUGGAUCUCAUGACCAACAUGUGUAUGCCUUAGAUAUUUAUAAGGAGGAGUGUGUCUGGAAGUUCCACUGUGAAGGUGGAGCUGUGUUUUCCUCUCCUCACCUAAAUCUGGUGCCACAUCACCUGUACAUUGCUACACUUGGAGGACUGCUGCUAGCUGUACAUCCAGUUACAGGGACUCCAAUCUGGAAAGUCUUUUGUGGAAAGCCUGUAUUCUCCUCACCACAUUGCAACAAGGACUAUGUAUGUGUUGGAUGUGUGGAUGGAAACUUGUAUUGCUUUAGUCACUUUGGAGAAAAGGUUUGGCAGUUUCCCACCAAUGGACCAAUUUUUUCAUCACCAUGUAUUCCAAGUUUUACCAAAGAAGUAUUCUUCGGUUCCCAUGAUUACUUUACUUACUGUUGUAAUUUGGAAGGUAACUUAUUGUGGAAAUUUGAAACCACAUCAACAGUGUAUGCAACACCAUUUGUUUUCCAUAGUCAUAAUUUGGAGGACAAAACACUUCUGGCAGUAGUAUCUACAGACGGCAAAAUAUGGAUCUUGAACACCACGACUGGUUUGAUAGAAGGUGCAGAGAAACUUCCUGGAGAAGUAUUUUCUUCUCCUAUAGUGUGGGGAUCAAUGCUGAUUGUUGGCUGUAGAAACAACUAUGUUUAUUGUUUAGAUUUGUAUGUAUCUAAAAACAAUAAAACUCUCUAAAGUUUGCAAUGGACAA
This is a messenger RNA of Hemicordylus capensis (graceful crag lizard), 3690 nucleotides long. RefSeq names its product aminoadipate-semialdehyde dehydrogenase (gene AASDH). Gene Ontology annotation, biological process: amino acid activation for nonribosomal peptide biosynthetic process. The transcript has 15 exons. The coding region runs from base 312 to 3674 and encodes 1120 amino acids. Gene Ontology annotation, molecular function: protein binding. Lineage: Eukaryota; Metazoa; Chordata; Lepidosauria; Squamata; Cordylidae. The record is from RefSeq and is a predicted model, not a curated record.